This is a messenger RNA of Closterium sp. Yama58-4, 3393 nucleotides long. The record is from the annotation of a GenBank genome assembly. NCBI's taxonomy places the organism in Eukaryota, Viridiplantae, Streptophyta, Zygnematophyceae, Desmidiales, Closteriaceae.
AUGGAGACCACAUUAGGCGAGACGUUUGUAGACAUUUUUAUUCCAAUGUCGGCGGCUCUAGGCAUAGCGUUCGCUCUCUACCAAUGGGGUGUCGUGAGCCGGGUCAAGCUGACAGCGCCGUUGAGCGUGUAUGGCUUGGAGGAUGGACAAGCGGAUAACGUGGACCAACAGAUCGCGGAGAUACAAUAUGCCAUCUCAACGGGCGCGUCGUCGUUCCUAGCGACGGAGUACAAGUACUUAGCGGCAUUCAUGGCGUUCUUCAGCGUGCUCGUCUUCCUCUUCCUCGGCUCCGUCAACACCUUCAGCACGGCGUGGCAGCCCUGCCCGGACAACCCCUCGCAGCUCUGCGCGCCCUCGCUCGCCAACGCAUUCUUCACCACUGUCGCGUUUAUUCUCGGCGCGCUCACAUCGACCCUGUCGGGAUACCUGGGAAUGAAGAUCGCGACAUAUGCCAACGCGCGCACGACAGUAGAAGCGCGGCGGGGAAUCGGGCCAGCGUUCGUGGUGGCCUUCCGGUCAGGCGCAGUAAUGGGCUUCCUUCUCGCAGCCAACGGGCUGAUCGUGCUGUUCAUCACCAUCGUGCUCUUCCGCCUCUACUACGGCAACGACUGGGCGUCGCUCUUCGAGACCAUCACGGGGUACGGGCUGGGCGGCUCCAGCGUCGCGCUGUUCGGGCGCGUGGGCGGAGGGAUCUACACCAAGGCGGCGGACGUGGGUGCGGAUCUGGUGGGGAAGGUGGAGCGGAAUAUCCCUGAAGACGACCCAAGGAACCCAGCGGUUAUCGCAGACAAUGUGGGUGAUAACGUCGGAGACAUAGCAGGCAUGGGCUCCGACCUCUUCGGAUCCUUCGCCGAGUCCACCUGCGCAGCCCUAGUCAUUGCCUCCAUCUCCUCCCUGGGCCAGACGCACAACUUCACCGCCAUGUGCUUCCCCCUCCUCGUCUCCGCGCUCGGCAUCCUCGUGUGCCUCUUCACCACGCUCUUUGCCACCGACUGGUUCCACGUCACCGAAGCCAGACAUGUAGAACCGCAGCUCAAGGCGCAGCUGCUCAUCAGCACCGUGCUCAUGACUCCUCUCGUGCUGGGGCUGUGUUAUCUCGCACUGCCCUCGUCGUUUACCAUUGUGGUGGCGGGCGAGGAGGCGGACAAGACGGCGCAGAACUGGCAGAUCUUCUUCUGUGUGGCCUCGGGGCUGUGGGGCGGGCUGCUGAUUGGAUAUGUCACUGAGUACUUCACCAGCCACGCUUACUCCCCUGUAAGGGACGUAGCAGACUCGUGCCGCACGGGGGCAGCGACCAACAUCAUCUUCGGUCUCGCUUUGGGUUACAAAUCCGUCAUAGUACCCGUGUUCGCCAUCGCAGUGGCCAUCUACCUCAGCUACGCCAUCGCUGCCAUGUAUGGGGUCGCCCUGGCCGCCCUGGGCAUGCUCUCCACACUCGCCACCGGGCUCGCUAUCGACGCGUACGGGCCGAUUUCAGACAAUGCCGGGGGGAUUGCGGAGAUGGCCGGGCUGGGUGCGGAUGUGAGGGAGCGGACUGAUGCGCUGGACUCUGCUGGGAACACGACUGCGGCCAUUGGCAAGGGCUUUGCCAUCGGGUCAGCAGCAUUGGUGUCACUUGCCCUGUUUGGAGCAUAUGUGAGCCGAGCACAGGUCACCAACAUCCUCAUCACCAACCCCCAGACCUUUGUAGGCCUGCUCGUAGGCGCCAUGCUGCCCUAUUGGUUCAGCGCCAUGACCAUGAAGAGCGUGGGCAAGGCAGCUCUAGCCAUGGUGGACGAGGUGCGGCGGCAGUUUGACACCAUCCCGGGCCUCAUGGAGGGUACCGCGCGCCCCGACUACCGCAAGUGCGUGCACAUCUCCACCAAGGCCUCGCUCAAUGAGAUGCUGCCACCUGGCGCGCUCGUGCUGCUCUCGCCCAUCAUCACCGGGACUCUCUUCGGGACGGCGACGCUCGCAGGGCUGCUAGCAGGGGCGCUGGUGUCGGGGGUGCAGAUGGCGGUAUCGGCGAGCAACACGGGCGGCGCGUGGGACAACGCGAAGAAGUACAUCGAAGCGGGGAUGUCGGAGCAUGCGCAGUCGCUGGGGCCCAAGGGGUCAGAGGCGCACAAGGCAGCGGUGAUCGGGGAUACGGUGGGUGAUCCGCUCAAGGAUACAUCUGGGCCGUCGCUGAAUAUUCUCAUCAAGCUGAUGGCCGUUGAAUCGCUGGUUCUGGCGCCUUUCUUUGUGGCGCAUGGCGGGUUGAUUUGGGGCAAGUCCAAGCAAACAUACCCAUACAUCCCCGGCUCAGAGCCCAUGCUCUUCUGCAACCCCGCAGCCCCCUGCUGGCCCCCUGCUCACUCCCCUACUCGCCUCGCCCCCCUGCUCGCCCCCCUGCUGACUCCCCAUGCUGCCCCCCUGCUCGUCCCCCUGCUCGCCUCCCUGCUCGCCCCCCUGCUCUCCCCCCUGCUCGCCCCCCUGCUCUCCCACCUGCUCUCCCACCUGCUCUCCCACCUGCUCUCCCACCUGCUCUCCCACCUGCUCUCCCACCUGCUCUCCCACCUGCUCUCCCACCUGCUCUCCCACCUGCUCGCCCCCCUGCUCUCCCACCUGCUCUCCCACCUGCUCUCCCACCUGCUCUCCCACCUGCUCUCCCACCUGCUCGCCCCCCUGCUCUCCCACCUGCUCUCCCACCUGCUCUCCCACCUGCUCUCCCACCUGCUCUCCCACCUGCUCUCCCACCUGCUCUCCCACCUGCUCUCCCACCUGCUCUCCCACCUGCUCGCCCCCCUGCUCUCCCACCUGCUCUCCCACCUGCUCUCCCACCUGCUCUCCCACCUGCUCGCCCCCCUGCUCUCCCACCUGCUCUCCCACCUGCUCUCCCACCUGCUCUCCCACCUGCUCUCCCACCUGCUCUCCCACCUGCUCUCCCACCUGCUCUCCCACCUGCUCUCCCACCUGCUCGCCCCCCUGCUCUCCCACCUGCUCUCCCACCUGCUCUCCCACCUGCUCUCCCACCUGCUCUCCCACCUGCUCUCCCACCUGCUCUCCCACCUGCUCUCCCACCUGCUCUCCCACCUGCUCUCCCACCUGCUCGCCCCCCUGCUCUCCCACCUGCUCUCCCACCUGCUCUCCCACCUGCUCUCCCACCUGCUCGCCCCCCUGCUCUCCCACCUGCUCUCCCACCUGCUCUCCCACCUGCUCUCCCACCUGCUCUCCCACCUGCUCUCCCACCUGCUCUCCCACCUGCUCUCCCACCUGCUCUCCCACCUGCUCUCCCACCUGCUCGCCCCCCUGCUCUCCCACCUGCUCUCCCACCUGCUCUCCCACCUGCUCUCCCACCUGCUCUCCCACUUGCUCUCCCUGCUAUCCUCCCUGCUCUCCCCCCUGCUCGCCCCCUUGCUGCCCCCCUGCUAG